Saccharomyces mikatae IFO 1815 is the source of this 759-nucleotide messenger RNA. RefSeq names its product Mpm1p (gene MPM1). Bases 1 to 759 code for a protein of 252 amino acids. NCBI's taxonomy places the organism in Eukaryota, Fungi, Ascomycota, Saccharomycetes, Saccharomycetales, Saccharomycetaceae. The transcript has a single exon. The record is from RefSeq and is a predicted model, not a curated record.
AUGGGCUUCUAUCAAGGCAACGACGAUGACACUAACACCAAGGCUUUUAACGACAAAUAUAUCAAAGAUCAAAAGUUUGCAACGGCUCCCUUUUGGAACCUAUUCCCCAAGUUAAGGGAUAUUGAUGAAUAUGAUGACACACUCUUGCCGUUGCCCUUCAAAUUCAACUUUAGAGAUUUUGGUGAUAGUGCCUUUGCCAUGGCGUCCGGAAUCCCCACAGUAAAGCAAUUUGAUAAGUGCCAAGAACUAAAAGGCCAAUCCGCAUGGACUACGCAGGGAAUUUGGAAGUGUCUUGUCCCAACUAAGGCAAUCCCCCCACUUCCCAACCUGGACUUCCUCUUGCCCUUAGAGGACGUUCAAUCUGACAAGUCGCACUCCAGUGGAUUGUUCUUCAACGACUUUAACCUCUUUUUGAAAUGGAGGUCACACAUGAAUAAGCUACAAAAGCAAAGAAUCAAGGCCAGGACCACUGCCGUGGAACCUAUGGCUAAAACCCCGGAGGAUCUCAUGUUGAGUUGGGACGAUUUACAUCUGGGCAACGAUGCUGAAUAUGCUCCAGUAAAUGGAUCCAAGAAAAUUGUCGGAAGGGCACAGUCAAUUAACACCGUGAAGGACUCCAGUGAUGCUAGACCUAAUACCGUCAAAACUGAAAAAAUCUACUUUGAUGACGGUACGGUGGACAUUACCACCACCACUACCUCAAAGGGCUCCACACCCAAGGUAAAGCAUGAAGUUGUGAGCGUCGAGGAAGACAGAUAG